UUUAAUCAAUUUAGAACAAAUGCAAACCACAUUCACUGUUUAUUCUGUGUCUCGCUAAUGGCACGUUCAUGCAUGUUGCAUGCCACGGUGCACUGUGUCUUUAUCAUUUGUAAAUCAUAAUAGCGGUGGUGGGUGGCCAGUAUUUGGAUAUUUUCUUCACCUAUGUAUUUGCCUAUGGCAUCUACUUAUUUGCCUGUUAUGUAGUUAUAAAACAGCACUGUAAAUAGUUCCUAAGUCCAUUUUGCAUCGGUACUGCCAAUAUGUCGAACUCCUCAGUUUGUUGUGUUUUUGAGUCCCCUAUUUUAAUCAAAGUCCUACCCCCUAUUCUUUUCAUGGAGUUCAUUUUUGGCCUCACAGGGAACAUUGUGGCCCUUUGCAUGUUUUUCUUCCAAGUGGACAGCUGGAAGCCAAACUCCAUCUACCUGGCACACCUGGCUGUGGCUGACUCAAUGGUGCUCUUCUUCAUGCCAUUCAGAGCCGACUACUACAUCAGGGGCCAGAACUGGAUCUUCGGAGAUGCCUUCUGUCGCAUCCUGCUCUUCGCUGUGGCAGCCAACAGGGCUGCCAGCAUUUUCUUCCUCACAGCCGUGGCUGUGGACCGCUACCUGAAGAUUGUGCACCCGCUACACCGUCUCAAUCGAAUGAACCUGAGGUACGCCAUGUGGGUCUCUGCAGGCCUGUGGGCAAUAGUUUUACUUAUGACAACUCAGUUGCUGGGCUUGCCACACUUUUUCAGUCUCGGCAACCACACCCAGUGUGAGAGUUUCAACAUAUGCUUUGACAACAGUCUAUCGUCAAUCUGGCACAACACUUUCUAUUUGAUUCAGUUCUUUGUGCCAGGUGGCAUCAUCAUCUUCUGCACAGCCUGCAUUACAUGGCAGCUAAAAACCAAGACAAUGGACAACACAGGCAAGAUCAAGAGAGCUGUCCAUUUCAUUUUCGUCGUCACCAUGGUCUUCCUCAUCAGCUUCUUCCCAAGCACUGCCUCACGGGUCGCUAUUUCGGUCCUGAAGGCCUGGUACCAUGAGUGUUCACACUUCAAAGAGGCAAAUCUCGUAUUUUAUUUUUCUCUCUGCUUCACCUAUUUCAAUAGUACGCUAAAUCCUCUGGUUUACUACUUUUCCACUCCUGCAUUCAGUGGUAUCUUACAGAAAUUUUUCAAAAGACUUACAGGGCAAAAAGAAGAGGUGGCUUCAUGAACAGCAGUGUGGCUACAGUAACAAAAAUUUAAAGCAAAAAAAAAAACCCAUUAAAAAACAAUGCUGUUAUUACAUACUAAUAGAA
This is a messenger RNA of Pangasianodon hypophthalmus (striped catfish), 1284 nucleotides long. RefSeq names its product hydroxycarboxylic acid receptor 2-like. The transcript has a single exon. Gene Ontology annotation, cellular component: membrane. The record is from RefSeq and is a predicted model, not a curated record. Gene Ontology annotation, biological process: G protein-coupled receptor signaling pathway. The coding region runs from base 261 to 1199 and encodes 312 amino acids. Lineage: Eukaryota; Metazoa; Chordata; Actinopteri; Siluriformes; Pangasiidae. Gene Ontology annotation, molecular function: leukotriene receptor activity.